Messenger RNA from Megalops cyprinoides (Indo-Pacific tarpon), 2195 nucleotides. Its product is annotated as glypican-5-like. Gene Ontology annotation, cellular component: extracellular region; plasma membrane; cell surface. The transcript is spliced from 9 exons. NCBI's taxonomy places the organism in Eukaryota, Metazoa, Chordata, Actinopteri, Elopiformes, Megalopidae. Bases 340 to 2169 code for a protein of 609 amino acids. The record is from RefSeq and is a predicted model, not a curated record. Gene Ontology annotation, biological process: regulation of protein localization to membrane; cell migration; positive regulation of canonical Wnt signaling pathway.
GGGUGCAAGCGCGGAGAGCUCGUGAGACAGAAAGCAUGCAAGCGGCGCAGCGAGCCGACUCCUGAUAGGCAGUGCGACCCGGGCAGCGAGCAAAGACACUCUCCAGCUCUGUUUAAUCCUAUGUUAGGAUUUUAACCUCAGAGAGAUAGCUCUUUACACGUCAAAACUCAAUAAUGUGAGAACCCUUUGGAGACGUAGUUUUUUUUAAGGCGUCGGCAAUUUUUAUUGUUAGCUAUUAUCGAGUGGUCUCUCUUGAUCGUAUAAGUAACAUCCUUUUGGGCUUUUAUUCGCAUAUACCAUUACACCACUGCCUGGGUAUCCCUGGAUUGAGAUGCUGCAAUGUCCCGAGGAAUAUUCCCACGCGUGAACUUUUGGUGGAUUUUGGCGUCGCUUGCGCUGCUGCUGAACGUGUCAGAUGUAAAACCUCACAGCUGCCACGAGGUGAAAACGGCUUUCCAGGUGCGCCAGAUUGGCCCUUUGAAAUGGGUACCAGAAACACCUGGAACAGAUGUUGACCUGCAGAUCUGCAAACACAAUGGCCCCACCUGCUGCACCCGCAAGAUGGAGGAGAGCUACCUUGCAGCCGUGCGGAGAGAGACAGUGCAGAACAUCCGCUCCUACAGCUUCGAGCUCAAGUACCUCAUCAUGAGCCACGCUGCCGCCUUCCAGGAUACGUUCCAGUCGCUGGUGUCCUUUUCCAUGAGUCACGUCAGCUCGCUGUUUGACAGCUCGUACCAGGCGCUGGCCCAGGACGCCAGCGGCCCCGUCGCCGAGCUCUUCUCCGACCUGGCGCUCUUCAUCCGCGGCGGCAACACCUCGGUGGAGUCGGCCGUGCACCGCUUCUACGACGCCCUCUUCCCGCCGGUCUACCGCCGGCUGCUGGCGCCGGGUGGGGCGGAGCUGGCGCCGGAGCGCCGCGACUGCCUCCGCAUGACCCGGCAGGACGUCAACCCGUUCGGGCCGCACCCGCGGGCGCUGGCCCAGGAGCUGUCGCGCUCGCUGCGGGCGGGCCGGGCUCUGAGCCGGGCGCUGGCGGCGGGCGAGGAGGCGCUGAACGCCACCGAGCAGGCGGCGGUGACGCGGGAGUGCGCCCGGGCGCUGGUGCGCAUGCAGUACUGCUCGCACUGCCGCGGGCUGACGCUCAUCAAGCCCUGCGCGGGGUACUGCCUCAACGUCAUGCGCGGCUGCCUGGCGGGCCUCUCCGAGCUCGACCGGCCCUGGCGGCGCUACGUCGCCAUCCUGCAGGACAUCAGCGCCUCCAUGGCCGACGCCCACGACCUGGAGCUCUCCCUGCUGGGUGUGCGUGCCCGGAUCGCGGACGCCAUUGUCUACGCCCAGCAGCACGCGCCCCAGCUGACCGCCACGGUGGAUAAAGUGUGCGGACAGCCCGCAGGGACAGCAACAAGCGCUCCCUCCUCGGUAACGGUCACUCCGCCCGUGACCCCGACGUCCUCUCUGACCCCCGCGACCCCGUCUCCACCACCGUCGGAAGCUCCUCUAGGCCGACUGGCCCACUUGAGGCGCUCCUUACCUCUGAAACCCUCCAAGAAAGAUAAACCUAAAAGUCUGAAAAAGAUAUCUAGGGAGCUAAUGGUCUACAUCCGGAACUACAAGUCCUUCUUCGGCGGGCUGCCCGACCUGCUGUGUGAGGGGGAGACGGUGGUGGACGACUUCAACUGCUGGAGCGGCGACGACGUCGUGCCGACGUCCAGUUACACAAGCCGUGUGGUUGACAGCGGCCUUCAGGCACAGAGGCAGAACCCAGAGGUCAAAGUGCGGAGUCCGGACGCCUUGUUGGCAGAGGUGAAAGAGAAGCUGGAGCGCUUCAACCAGGAGAUGGAGGACAGCUCACCCGGAUGGGGGACCCGGGGGGCGUGGGCGGACAUCGGCAGCGGGACAGUGGAGGGCAGUGCCGACUGCGACGAUGAGGAUGGCUGCCAGGGCUCGGGGGAGGGGACCGUCCAGGCCCCCCAUGAAGAACAGACUGUCUCCGUUGAGUGGGUUCCUCAGGAAAAGGGGAAGGGAGAUAUUGCGCCCCACUGGACCUCCACCAUCACCCCACGCAGGCUGGUCCCCAAGGCCUCGGGACGCGCCCCCACCGCCAGCGUAGCGCUGCCCACCCUGGCCCUGCUCCUGUCUGCCCUGGCGUUCCAGUGGACCCUGCUCUGAGCUCCUCCCCCCACGAAACCCCCCCA